Haemonchus placei is the source of this 2646-nucleotide messenger RNA. The record is from the annotation of a GenBank genome assembly. Lineage: Eukaryota; Metazoa; Nematoda; Chromadorea; Rhabditida; Trichostrongylidae.
AUGCGGACACCGAUUCCGCUUCUGAUUUUGCUGUCAGUCAGAGGAUACGCGGAAAUCACCUCAUCAGCCGAUCUCAAUUGCGAUUUCUCGACGGCAUGCCAUUGGAGGAAUGCAACUGGCCCGGAAGACAGCGGUGAAUGGAUCGUCAGCAAUCGUUAUGAAGGAGAUCCGUUGCAUUUGAUCACAACCAGGAAGUCAGGCGACGGCUUCUUCGCCUACACAAGUGGAUUCAUGGGCAGAACUGUCUCUCUACUAGUGUCGGAAGUGAUUUCCUGUCAACUUGGAGGGGGUAACGUCAAGUACUGGUACUUCAAAACUGGUAUCGAAUCGCAAUUGGAAGUAUGUGUACGCCAGCCACCAGGAAGUAAAGACGUUAAUGCGCUCAGAUGCUACGACGGGUUAUCGCCGAAUUUCAUUCAACAAUGGAUCUUCCGCGUAAUUGAGUUACCACCUCUAUCGCAGCCUUUUGAGCUGGUCUUUCGAGGGACAUUCUAUCCACCAUUGGACGUUAUCGCUCUUACUGAAAUCAACUAUACAUCAACACUUUGUGAUGACCAUCAAAACCGGCAAAAAAGGCUGGCACCUCCUUUGGUCGGCUUCCACGAUUGGCAGGAAAUACGCCAUUCUGAUAAAUACAAAGGAGAGACGAUGAUAGUCGUGGCGCAACCUACGGCAGAUGAGACAACAACCGAGUUCUUGCAGGGGGAUAAGAAGCUCUUUGAGCAGACCAAACUGACGUUUCUCGACACCACAACUCUUCAGCCCACUACCCCAGCCAACACAGAAAGCCCUCCCACGACGACUUUUACCGCACCUUCGACGACUUCCACCCCAGCUGCGACGACUUCUACCGUAGCUGCGACAACCACUGCUAUAGACCUGGAGUCACUUUUUACGACAACGCCAAGCACCGGGUCUACCACUGACCCAAUGGCAAAUUUUAUGCUCCUACUCAAACAGACCGUCCCAAUCUUACCGUAUAUACCAAUCCUCGUAAAGAGUCUUCAAGCUGAUGCACCCACUACAAAUGGGAACGGGGGAGUAUUCGAACAAGCAUAUUCCAUGCCGAAUAUUCAGGCCCCUGCAGCACAACAAGAUCUUCGUCGGUCUCCUCCAGUGGUUGCAUCCCACUUUUACAACACAGACCCAGUGUCUCCGCUACCACCGCUACCUAACGAGCCUGAGCCGAGCUUAGUGGAACUCGCGAAGAAAUUCGGUCUCCUUGGAGAAGAUGAUUCGCUCACAACAGUCUCUCCACCCAUUUUCAGCCUCGGAGCCCCAACCGAAACAGCGCCUGCUAUUUCGGCGAGGAACGUUUUCGGUAUGGCUAUGACAACGGAAAGGUCUGAAACGUUACCAACGGUCUACCCACCGAAACUGGUAAAUAUGAAUACAGCCAAACUGAAAAAAUCGACACCCUACACGAGUUCGCAAAGGCCCGAGGGAAAGCACCCAGAGAACCUCCAAGAACUGUACAAGAAGCGUCGUAAAGGAAUGGUGAGGGAAAGAAUUAUUACCACCACCACCACCACUACCCAGGAACCAUCCAAGGAAUUGGUUAUCUUCAAGAAACCCACUCGAAUGGAAUCCGAAGUGGCCAAUCAACUAACAGAACUGACAAAGUACCUUCCAAGUGGAGCUGUCGACGACCUAAAACUUUUGAGAGAAAUUCCUGAUAUCGAAGGCCUCACUCGAGGGAUGGACCUGUCCCUGGUGUCUAAACCGGGAGGUUUUGCAAAACUGAAAAAACAAUUCGUUGAACGGUUAAUGCGACGAACCAUCGGAUUACCAGUGGAGGACCCCACUCACUCAAUGCCUCCGCCGAUUUUACCUGUUCGAAUCACCCACAAAACGAUGCGAGAACGAUCACGUAAAUUAGCAAAAAGAAUACGAAAAAAUAAAAAAUUUCGAACAAUGGAGCAGAACAAAGUGCUGGCGGAAGUUUUGCUACAGAAGACGUCACACCCUCGAGGCUUGUGGAUUUCAGUGAAGGAAAUGAUGUGGAAUUCACACCUUUUGGAAGCGAAUGGAGAGCCCCACCAGCUCAUAGGCCGACACAGCGAGCGCUUAACUUUGCCGCUCCGACAGCAGGCCGUGCGUACUCAGAGGAGCAGAGUUCACCUCGGAUUGGAGCCGCCUUCACACCACUGUGUCCACUCAUCGACUGUACUUUUGACGACAACUAUCAGCGAACAGGACCAAGUGAAUGCAUCUCUUCGGGAAUGGUCGAUUUCUUCGGGGGCCGUUCUGAACUCGCUCACCGGAGUACCUCAUGACCUAACUAAAACAGGCACAUUCAUCUACGCCGGUGGUACAACCGUCUCUCCUGAAGACACAUUCAUCCUAUCCUCUAAGGUUCCCGUGGAGCUGAAGGAACCUGCUCGUCUUGACUUCUUUGUCUAUCAAGCAGGUAUAAAAGGGCGCCUACAGGUGUGCCUCAAUACUGUGAGCAACUGUGCACUCAACAUUAAAGGAAGCACCAUAGACAAUAAGGCCCGAAAGUGGAAGAACUAUCAUGUUCCGUUAUCGACAUCUACACAUGCGAUUCACUUCGUAGCCGACGAACUGCAAGAUAAUUACGCCAUCGGGCUGGAUCACAUCCAGCUGCUUAACAAAUAUGGAAUGGCCGCACAACUUUGCAACUGA